AUGGCAAAUGCAGGUCUGGGAAAUCAAACAUUCGUCAAAGAAUUCAUCCUCCUGGGAUUUGGGGAUCUGCCAGAACUCCAGUUGUUUCUCUUCCUCCUAUUUCUAGUCAUCUAUCUUGCUACAAUGUCCGGGAACAUCCUCAUCAUGUUUCUAGUUGUGGUUGAUCGGCACCUCCACACCCCCAUGUACUUCUUCCUGGUGAAUUUAUCCUGCUUGGAGAUCUGCUACAGCUCCGCCAUCCUGCCCCGGCUGCUGGCCAGUCUCCUGACGGGGGACAGGACCAUCUCCGUUAGCGGUUGCAUCUCCCAAUUUUAUUUCUUUGGUUCCCUGGCAGCUGCCGAAAGUUAUCUCCUGGCCGCGAUGUCCUAUGACCGGUACUUAGCCAUCUGUAACCCCCUGAAUUACACAGCAUUGAUGAACACCAAAUGUUGCCUUCAGCUAUCGGCUGGUUCUUGGAUAAGUGCUUUUUUGGCCAAUUGCGUCGUGAUCUUUUUGGCAUCCCAAUUAACUUUUUGCGACUCCAACGAAAUUCCCCAUUUCUUUUGUGAUUUCUCCCCCAUCAUGAACCUCUCCUGCAGUGACACCUCCCUUGUUGAACUCGUGACCUUGGUCAUGGCCUUUAUAUUCACACCGACACCGUGUCUAUUAACCUUGGCCUCCUACAUCUUCAUCAUCACCACCAUCCUGAGAAUCCCAUCCACCAGGGGAAAGCAGAAGGCCUUCUCCACCUGUUCCUCCCACCUCAUGGUGAUUGUAAUUUUCUAUGGGACCAUCAUCAUUGUCUACAUGCUCCCGGACACCAGUACGUUGCGAGACCUGAACAAAGUGUUCUCGGUCUUCUACACCGUCCUGACUCCUCUGGUCAACCCGCUCAUCUACACCCUGAGAAACCAAGAAGUACGCAACGCACUGAGGAGAUGGGCGGCCAAUAAGCGGAGAGCUUUUGGGAAGAACUAG
Molecule: messenger RNA, 957 nt
Organism: Pelodiscus sinensis (Chinese soft-shelled turtle)
Lineage: Eukaryota; Metazoa; Chordata; Testudines; Trionychidae
Product: olfactory receptor 6F1-like
Biological process (GO): G protein-coupled receptor signaling pathway
Cellular component (GO): membrane
Molecular function (GO): olfactory receptor activity; G protein-coupled receptor activity
Source: RefSeq, a predicted model, not a curated record